Messenger RNA from Coccomyxa subellipsoidea C-169, 639 nucleotides. RefSeq lists its product as hypothetical. The transcript is spliced from 5 exons. Bases 1 to 639 code for a protein of 212 amino acids. The record is from RefSeq and is a predicted model, not a curated record. NCBI's taxonomy places the organism in Eukaryota, Viridiplantae, Chlorophyta, Trebouxiophyceae, Coccomyxaceae.
AUGGUGGCCCAAGGUAUUGUCAAGGUGACUGCGUAUGAGCAUGCGAAUCCGGUGUCAGAACCGCCAGUCCCACCAGAGAAAGUGGACAUGCUCAUCUACCCAGCAGGAGUGUGGUUCAAAGGGCUGCCGAUCAAGAGCAUCGACCAUGUAAUUGCGUCCCUAGUGGCAGAACCAACUGAGGACGACCCAGACUUCAGCCCGCCAAUGCUCAACAAGAAAAUCGCGCGCUUGUAUGCAGGCAACAUUGUCGUGUACAGCGCAGUCAGCCCAUGCGAUGGAGACUGGUUUGGAGGCAUCAACCCUGAUAAUGCCGAAGAGUUUCUUGAUGCUAUGGCCGAUGUCCAAUUCGGCAGCAGCGGUGGCGUGAGUGAUGAGAUGCUCCGGAAGCAAUGGAGAGGGCGUAUGGGUCUCUCCAAGGAAGAGCAACUGGAGGCUUUUGAAAGAAAAAGCCUCAGGACUGAAGAUGAUAAUGAGGAGGAGGAGGAGGAGGAGGAGGAAGAGACUGGCGAGGAGCCCCUUGAGGAUGAAGCAGACAGCGAUGUGGACGGGAUGGACGGUCAGCCUUGGUCUGGCCCUGGCGACGAGUCUAGCUCGUCGAGUGAUAGCUCGAGUGACUCAUCGUCUGAUGAGGAUGAUUGA